Iphiclides podalirius (scarce swallowtail) is the source of this 804-nucleotide messenger RNA. NCBI's taxonomy places the organism in Eukaryota, Metazoa, Arthropoda, Insecta, Lepidoptera, Papilionidae. The record is from the annotation of a GenBank genome assembly.
AUGCAAGUGGCAUCCCUUACCGGUUACGAGCCGCAGGAUCUCAUCGAGAAGACCCUUUACCAUUUCAUACACGGGACCGACGUGCUGCAUAUGAGAUACUCACACUGUACUUUGCUGACGAAGGGGCAAGUGACGUCGCGCUACUACCGCUUCCUCACGAAGUCCGGCGGCUGGGUCUGGAUGCAGAGCUACGCGACCAUCGUCCACAACUCCAGGUCCUCGAGGCCGCACUGCAUCGUCUCCGUCAACUACGUGCUCAGCGACAUCGAGGAGAAGCACUUGGUGCUGAACAUCGACCAGGGCCCGCCGAAGCUGGGGCACGCGGAGGCCGCGCCCGCCCCCGCACACCCCCCCGCCCCGCCCCUCCCCAAGCCCGCCCAGGACGGCGACUACAGCGCGGACGGCUACGCGUACCCGGACUACGCGCUGCCGGUGCCCUACGAAGCGCACGACGACUACCAGCAGCCCGGCUACGAGCUGUUCUACGACGCCUACGCGGAGCCCGAGGUAGCGAGCUACGCGUACCCCGCCGCCCAGAGGCCGUUCUCGGCGAGCUCGUCCAGCUGCAGCUCGGUGGAGGGCUCGGAUGCGGCCGGCCAGUACAACUACACGAGCCUAGUGUCGUUCUACGGCCACGGGCAGAGUCAAAAUGGCGGCCGACCGAUGAACGCGCAGAACUUCGGCGGCAACUUCCAGGGCAAGAUGGCGCCGAGCCCCGCGGUGCAGGAGGGCGCGUACGCGAGCGUCAUCGUGGACAACACGCAGCAGUUCCACCACCACGGCGUGGUCAACGAGUUCGUGCAC